This is a messenger RNA of Letharia lupina, 1230 nucleotides long. RefSeq lists its product as uncharacterized. Lineage: Eukaryota; Fungi; Ascomycota; Lecanoromycetes; Lecanorales; Parmeliaceae. The record is from RefSeq and is a predicted model, not a curated record. The transcript has a single exon. Bases 1 to 1230 code for a protein of 409 amino acids.
AUGAUGCUGUCACUCGUUUAUGCGUCUUUACUCCUUGCUGCUGGCAGCAAUGCAUCUCCAUGUAAACUGCACUCUGGAAACUGGACCUCGUCUUCAACAACAGUAGCAAAAGCUGCUCUCCAUCGUGAUGGUCAUGGCAGUGCAGCCGUCAAUCAGAACCAGAAGCUUGGCACUCAAGCCAACGCCGGGCUGAACCUGCCUUUGCCCUAUUCUCAGGAAUCGCCUGCGCCGUCUAGCACCAGCGCAAACAAUGCUGGUCCGAGUGUUGCUGGCAGCUCCGACACAUCUGGCACGUCUGACACCUCUGCCUCCCUAACUCCCGCGAGUGGAAGCUGUCCGCAGGGUUUCCUCAACACCGUGUUCAACACCAAUGCCGGCCAAAGUUCUGGCUUCCCCACCGCUACUUGGAAUACUCUCACAGAAUACGGAAUAAACAACUGGAGUGCGUUACGCUUGCAGCUCCAAAAGACCUUCCUGCUUACUGACAAACCUUUCCAUCUAGUCGGCUUUUCCCUCGAUACUCUCGACAAGCAAGCCGAUUACGACCUCUCCGCCACUCAAGCAUCCCAGCUCAGCGGUGCCUUCAAUAAAGCUCAGAUACCCAUUGUCAUGGACCACACCUACAUACAAGACGCUGUCGGAAUGCUAGCAAACAACCCGCCACUAUAUCUCGAACUCUACAACGAGCCCGACUUCUCUUUCGAAGGCCUGACACUCACCGAAGAGCCUGCUCCCUCUGCUUCAGACCUAAAAACCCUCCUCGACACACCACACCCAAACACGAAAUUCAUCUCGCCAGCCCUUAUGGAUGCCAAUGGUCCCUGGCUCGGCGAAUUCUUUCAGGCCUGCAAUGGCUGCAUCGAUGACUUCCACGCUAUCGCCCUGCACGUAUAUAAUCCCGAUCCCCAAGGCGUCCUGGACCAGAUUACACAAUUAUACGGUACGUGGAACAAGACCAUCUGGAUCACGGAACUUUCGCCUGCUACCGCCGGCUGCGACUUAAAUACGGCUACAAUGGCCACCUACAUCAGUACAUUGAUUCCCGAAAUCCUGAAGCUCGGUUACGUCGAGAAGAUCUUCUGGAAUAGUGGGGAAAGUGACAGCACGACUAUCAACCAAGCCCCUGCGGCGUGCAGCCCGAGUUUGACCAAUUCAGAUGGGUCGUUCACGCCGGCGUUGCAGGCUCUGGGGGCUGCGUGUGGAAUCAAUCCUGGCACCGCGACGUCGUAA